AUGAGAUUUAGCCUGAACAUCUCCUCUUCAACCAUUCAAGAAAGAAGUAUCUGUGAAGAUCUGUGCAUUAUCUUCUUUAUUUUUUGCAACUCGGACUUUCUGAUUCUGGCAGCAAACCAUAAACAUCUGAAAUGCUAAGACCUUUUGAUAUGAAAAGGACUGCUCUGGAACUUCCUAAGGACACAAUGAGUUCACCUGAAGCAACUGAAAAUUUUAAAAUGUUAUUUCACUACCAGCAUUCAUUUAUAAUUUCAAAGAUGAUAUUUACUGCCAGUCAGUUGGGCAUCUUCGAUCUGCUGAGAGAGUCAGGGGAACUGCUGUCCUCUGCAACUGUGGCCGAGUGCUUGAAGACCAGUCUCAUUGGGAUGCAGAUGCUGCUGGAGGCCUGUGUGGACUUAAAGGUCCUGAAAGUGGAAUCGAAGGAUGGCAAAGAUCUUUAUGGAAAUACAGAGUUUGCCAAUCUCUUUCUGGCUAAAUCAAGCCCAAAGUCUCAGUAUUAUACCAUGAAAUUUCUUUCAGAUACCAUAUAUGGAUCACUGCAAUACUUGCCUGAAGCUGUAAGGGAUGGGAAAUCUCAGAUUCUAUCAAUAUAUGGCAUUUCUUCAAAGGAAUUGUAUGAAGUGCUGUACAGAUCACAGGAAGACCUUGAAAACUUUUUCAAGUACAUGGAUGAAGCUUGGAAUCUGUAUGGAGAAGAAGUGGUCUCUGCCUUUGAUCUUUCUGGUUUUCAGCUCAUUUGUGAUCUGGGUGGAAGUAGCGGUGGCUUAGCUAAACAAUUGAUUUCAAAAUACCCAAAUUAUACUGUGACACUUUUUGACCUUCCUGAAGUUGUGGAAUUAUCUAAAAAAUAUAACGCAUUUUCAGAUGACUCCCAGAUCACUUUCCAUGAAGGAAAUUUUUUUAAAGAUCCAAUUCCUGAAGCAGAUCUUUACAUCUUAUCAAGAGUCUUGAUUAACUGGAAUGAUGAAAAGUGUAUCCAGCUACUUACAAAAAUAUUUACAGCCUGUAAACCAGGUGGUGGAGUCUUAGUAGUGGAUCCAAUUAUUGAUGAAAAAAUAUCUGAGUCGCUUCCUGGUCAUAUGUAUCGCAUCAUAUUGUUGAUUAUGUCUGAAGGAAAAGCACGGAAAGAAUCAGAGCAUCGAAUACUCUUCCAAAUCGCUGGCUUUAAAGAUAUUCAGUUCAAGAAAGGAAAUAUGUUUGAUGUCAUUUUGGGCAGAAAAUAAUAC
Ahaetulla prasina is the source of this 1226-nucleotide messenger RNA. Its product is annotated as acetylserotonin O-methyltransferase-like. NCBI's taxonomy places the organism in Eukaryota, Metazoa, Chordata, Lepidosauria, Squamata, Colubridae. The transcript has 9 exons. The record is from RefSeq and is a predicted model, not a curated record. Gene Ontology annotation, biological process: methylation; melatonin biosynthetic process. The coding region runs from base 132 to 1223 and encodes 363 amino acids. Gene Ontology annotation, molecular function: acetylserotonin O-methyltransferase activity.